AUGUUGGCUGACGUGCCAGGCGGGGCCUUUGUACUGGCAUCAUGUCCUGUCUCGGGCAUAGAGCCUUUUGACGAGUUGGCCUUAUCUCAAGCAGCAACCUCAGAUGCGGCCACUCAACCCUCGAAUACAUCAUGUGAUCCCUACGAGCUGGCCGAGCUACUCAGGCCAUCCAUCCCAGUUCAUGUGGGACGCGUCCGCGUGUCUCCUUAUCGCCAGGAAGCUCGCCGCGAGUUCCCAAGACGCCGAGGAACGCCUGGCCCCGGCGGCCCGCGGAUCGAAGGAGCCGCCGCCGGCCUUUCGGCACUAUCGCUGAUCCACCGGGCCCUUGCGUACUAA
Molecule: messenger RNA, 336 nt
Organism: Gaeumannomyces tritici R3-111a-1
Lineage: Eukaryota; Fungi; Ascomycota; Sordariomycetes; Magnaporthales; Magnaporthaceae
Exons: 2
Coding region: 1-336 (111 amino acids)
Source: RefSeq, a predicted model, not a curated record